Penaeus monodon (black tiger shrimp) is the source of this 455-nucleotide messenger RNA. RefSeq lists its product as uncharacterized. The record is from RefSeq and is a predicted model, not a curated record. NCBI's taxonomy places the organism in Eukaryota, Metazoa, Arthropoda, Malacostraca, Decapoda, Penaeidae.
AGUUCAGCCUUGUGGAUAUAGCUACAAACCUGACACAUCGUUUCUCUGUCUUAAGUGGCCUUUCCGUCAUUUCUUUUGUCUCGGCUCCAGCUAAUGAAUCUAAUCGUCGACCAUGGUCUAGAGUUUCAAGGAAAAGGUGGCAUCAGUCAACAUUAGAGAAUGAAUAUGCACACAGCAAGACAGUCUGGCCAGUGGCCCAGACAGAAGCUCUGUUCUUACCAGAAUUCCCUGUUGGAAUAGAGGAGAAGUUGAAGUUAAUUUUUUUAGGUGAAAUUAGCAGAGGAGCUUUUGGUCAAGUAUUUCAUGUGCGAUGUGCAACAACAAACAAAGAAUAUGCCAUGAAAGUUCUGUCAAAGUCACAGGUAAGUCUCUCCAUAUAUGAGCAUGUGAGUAUUGGGUCUAGCCAAAAGGUUAAGGAAAGAUGAGCCAAGCAUUUACACAAGCAAAAUGCUAUA